Molecule: messenger RNA, 2483 nt
Organism: Cyanistes caeruleus (blue tit)
Lineage: Eukaryota; Metazoa; Chordata; Aves; Passeriformes; Paridae
Product: galanin receptor type 1-like
Biological process (GO): G protein-coupled receptor signaling pathway
Cellular component (GO): plasma membrane
Molecular function (GO): G protein-coupled receptor activity
Source: RefSeq, a predicted model, not a curated record
AUCCCAGCCAUGCCUGGAGCACUGGAAGCAGCGCAGAAGGCUCUGCCCCGUUAGCCCAGGUUGUCUGGGGGGGACUCAGCCAUGGAUUCGUCCCCCCCAGAACCCGGGGCUCCCCCUGACCCUCUGCAGCUCUGGCAGGAGGAGAACCAGACCCAAGGUGGGCUCUGGAAUGGCAGCCAGGAGCUGGGGUGGGAAGAGCUGGAGAAGAUGCUCUUCCUCUUUGCAAAGGAGCCUGUCACCAUCAGCCUCACAGUGAUGUACUUGGUGUCCUUCGUGGUGGGCUUCGUGGGCAACAUCAUGUCCAUCAGGGUGCUGACCCGCAAGCGCCGGAGUCGGGUGUCCAGCCUGAGCGCCACCCGCAGCCUCCUCAUCAACCUGGCGGUGUGUGACCUCAUGGUGGUGUGCAUCUGCAUGCCCAUCACCGUGGGCAACCUCAUCUACAAAGCCUGGGUGUACGGGGACUUCCUCUGCCGGGCAGUGCCCUUCAUCCAGGCUGUUUCUGUCUCCGCCAGCGUCCUCAGCCUGACGGUCAUCAGCGUGAACCGGUACUACAGCGUGCACAACCCGCUCAACGCCCGCUCUUUCUUCACCCAGAAGAGGAUCCUCAGCACCAUCCUGCUGGUGUGGUUGUUGUCCUCAGGGAUAUGCAUGCCUCUCAUCUUCAUGAACAAACGGGAUGAGAUCGGGGUGGUGGAGGGCUUGCCCCUGGUGUUUUCCAUCUGCAGGGAGAUUUGGCCUCAGGAGAGGCUCAAGCAAGCCUACAAUUUCCUGCUCUUCUGUGCCCUGUACUGCCUGCCCGUCCUGUUCAACAUGGUCAUCUGCUUCCUCACGGUGCGCCGGCUGUGGAGCCGCAGCAGCCAGCUGAAGGAGAGCUCUGCCCUGAACCGGUCCCUGCCGGCCUCCCGGCUGAAGAUCCGCAGGAAAGUGGCACAGAUGGUGGUGGCCCUGGUCCUGCUGUUCGCCGUCUCUUGGCUGCCUGUCUACCUGAUGGAUAUCUGGAUUGAUUUCAACAUUCCCAAAUCUUUGCAGGAUGUGACUCCUUCUCCUUGGAUCCUGCAGCUCAGACCUUUUGCCCAGUGGCUUGGCCUCACCAAUUCCAGCCUCAACCCUAUAUGCUAUUGCUUUGUUGGGAACCUCUACAGAUCAGCCAAGGAAAUGAAGAGCAAAUACCACCAAAGGAUGCUCUCUCUCUUUAAUUUCUCUCUGUCUGAACGGACAACUCAUUCCUCAGUCCCAGAGCUGCUCUCUUACCAGAGUUCAGUGGAGCUUGCAAGGAAAGGACCCUCCACCACUCCCUGCAUGGGCAGGAGAUGUCAGGGAAGUCAUGGCCAUAAGAACAAGUGUGGACACUUGAACUCCUGCCAGCAUCCACCUCUGAAUACUGUCUCCAGUGAGAACACUUCCUUGUAAUUCUGCUCAGGGAGUGCCACUCAUACCCUCAUCAGCAUUUAAGGACUCUGGAGAUCUUUCUGAACACGGUAUUUUAAUGACAGAAAAGAGCUUUCUUCUAAUAACUCUUGAUACCAGUUCAAAAAUGCCGUGACAGGGAACAAAACAGGUAACGAGAUAAAAAGCUGAUGUAUUUUAACUCAGAUGAAAUUUUAAGACAAAUUAUUUUUACUGGGGACAACUGGAUGUGCAGCCUGUUGCCCAGUCAACAGUCACAUAAUUAGACAGAUCAAGUUCCCAACGAGUGAGCUCUCCCUGCAGCUCCAUCCCUGGAUGCAGAGAUGCUGUUUGGAUACAGCAACGAUUUGACUGCUUGCUGCUGCUCACACUUGCUGAUGAAGAGCAGUGAUAAGAGGCACUCUGUGCUCCAGAUCCAUCAGUUGUAGUUGCAAGCAGUGAAGAAAAGCUGGAAACAGCAUCAUAAAAAGUAAUAGUAAAUGGAGAAUUUCACACACUUUACCACUUGAGAUUUCAUUGUCUGCUCGUAUUGUUUCACUUCUCCAUGCAAAUAAAUUCUCCUUAUGUGAAGAGACCAUGCCAGAAGUACUAAAGCAACCAUCACCAUUCCACAUUUGGGAAUUCAGAAGAGAUAAUGUGGCCUCAGAGGUGAUUUAGGAAAUGAAACAGGAAAAUAUAUUUUUUGGCAUCGGUCGUCUUUCUUACAGCGGUGCUCCUGUGUGUGGAGUGGAAAGAACUGGGCAUCUAUUAACAUGAUUUGCACUUGAAAAACCAGCCUUGUUCAGCUGUGUCUGUACCAAACAAAGUCAAUGGCAUGUGAAAAUAAAAAUAGAGAGUGGUUUAUAGCUAAUAAAAUCAGAAACAACUAAUGCAAUGCUGUUUGUCUGGGAAGGAGAGAAUCAAAGUGUUUGCUUUUCCUGAGCAUCACAAGUAGGUUAAAACCUAUUUCAUCCAUCUUCUCCUUGAAAGGAGACUUUGAUAAAUAAAUUGUAUACUUUUAUUCUGUUAGCAUUGAAAGACUCCAGUAAAGCUUGAGCAUUCUGUUGUUCUGAGCACUGGAUCUGUAUGCAGAAAGG